This is a messenger RNA of Penicillium nucicola, 1737 nucleotides long. Its product is annotated as dolichyl-P-Man:Man(7)GlcNAc(2)-PP-dolichol alpha-1,6-mannosyltransferase. The transcript is spliced from 3 exons. Lineage: Eukaryota; Fungi; Ascomycota; Eurotiomycetes; Eurotiales; Aspergillaceae. The record is from RefSeq and is a predicted model, not a curated record. Gene Ontology annotation, biological process: protein N-linked glycosylation. Gene Ontology annotation, cellular component: endoplasmic reticulum membrane. Gene Ontology annotation, molecular function: alpha-1,6-mannosyltransferase activity. The coding region runs from base 1 to 1737 and encodes 578 amino acids.
AUGCGGGAAGCGCCAGAUCUCCGGAUCAACACACUCUCGGCAGCCAUGAGAUAUGAAUUGGCGCUUCUCAUUCCACUGGGCUUGAUAGUCCUACAUCUCCUCGCUUCGCCCUAUACCAAGGUCGAGGAGUCGUUCCAUGUUCAGGCCGUACAUGACAUCCUAGCCCAUGGCUUGCCAUGGGGAUUCAAGGACCCGACUCUCAAUCGCACAAACUAUGAUCAUUUCAAAUUCCCAGGUGCUGUGCCCAGGAGCGCUGUUGGUGCUGCGUUUCUCGCGCUGCUCUCCAAGCCGGUGACGUUGGUCCAGGAUGGGAUCAAUCAACAGCUAUUAGCUCGAGGCAUUCUCGGCCUUCUCAACGCCGCCGCCAUAGCAUACUAUGCAACCGGCCUCCGCCGCGCCUUUGGCAAGACAGUCGCGAUAUGGUACAUCCUCCUCCAGAGCAGCCAAUUCCACCUGAUCUACUACGCCUCACGACCGCUGUCAAACAUGUUCGCCUUCCCCCUAACAACAACAGCACUGCGCCUACUCCUCCCAUCCCCAACCCCAACCAACAAAACAACCAACCAAAAUACAGGCAAAGCCCUAGUCCUCCUCACCUUCGCCGGCGUGAUCUUCCGCUCCGAACUCGCCCUGCUAGUAGCAACACAAACCCUCUUCUCUCUAAUAACCCAAAAGAUCACCCUCAAGACGACAAUCCUCUCCGGCCUAACAGGUGCCCUAACAGCCCUGACCCUAACCCUCCUCCUAGACGGCGCCUUCUGGCAACGCUUCCCCCUCUGGCCCGAACUCGAAGCCUUCCUAUUCAACGUCCUGGACGGGAAAUCCGCAGACUGGGGCACAGAGCCCUGGCCGUGGUAUUUCACCAAUGCCCUGCCGCGCCUGCUUCUCAAUCCGCUCGUGUAUCUCCUCGCUAUCCCCGUUGCGUUGCGGCAGCCUGCGACCCGGACGUCGGCGCUGGGCUUGCUGAUGCCGGGUCUGACGUUCGUGGCCUUGUACAGCUUCAUGCCGCAUAAGGAGUGGCGGUUCAUUGUGUAUAUCAUCCCUUCGGUGACGGCUGCUGCGGCGCUUGGGGCGGGUUACUUGUGGACGCAUCGGGAUCGGUCGGUGUUGAUGGGUGUGGCUGCGAGGGGGUUGUCUCUUUCGGUUCUGAUUACGGCUUGUUUGUCGAGUUUCGUGCUGCUUCCUGCUUCGACUGUGAAUUAUCCGGGUGGGAGGGCGCUUGAUGCUUUGCAUUCUUACCAUGUCCGGUCUGGAUUGGGCAUGGAGGGUGUGAAUGUCUAUCUUGGUAAUUUGGCUUGUCAAACGGGUGUUACUCGUUUUGUGCAAUUGUCUGAUGAGUCUGGCUGGGUUUAUGACAAGACUGAGGAUGAGGCUGUCAAGUCUACUGGUGACUUUUGGGAUCGAUUUGAUUAUGUCCUGGUUGAGGCUUCGGGGGAGACUGGGUAUAUGGACAGUGAUGAGAUGAGGUUUAGGACCAUUCUUCCUUCUUCUUUGUGGGAGAGUGUUUACGUUGCUGAUUCGUUUGCUGGUAUCUCUAUUCUGAGACCAGGGACUCCUGCUACCGGAGCUGCUGAGAAGCGUAUUAUAAGCGCUGUUGGAGGAUCUAAAGCUGUUGAUGUUUUUGAGAGUGUGCGCGAACGUGUGAGAGGAAAUUUGUUGCGUGGGUGGUGGGUUGAGCUUAAGAUGAAGCCUAGGGUUCAGGUCUUAAGGAGGCUUAGAAGCGGAGUAAAAGGCUAA